AUGUCCGCCCCCGAACAAGCCGAAUUCACCUUCCUGCCCCUAGGCGCAAUAAUCCAAGAAUUCCGCGUCGGCGGGCAGAACAUCGUCCUCGGCUUCCCAACACAAGACCACUACGUCAAGCACAACACCCCGCACUACGGCGCCACAAUCGGGCGCGUCGCCAACCGCAUUAAAAACGGCCACAUCGACGUCCUAAAUGGCCGCGAGUACCAGCUCAAUCAGAACAAUGGGCCCAAUGCCCUGCACGGCGGGCCCACGGGCUGGGGGAAGCGUGUCUUUGACGGCCCGCAUACUGUCCAGCGUCAUGGCCGCGAUGCCCUCUUGUUCAAGUACCGCUGUGUUGAUGGCGAGGAGGGGUAUCCUGGUACCGUUGAGGUGCGCGUUUGGUAUACGGCUAGUAAGGAGGGCGAGGCGAAGACCGUUUUGACGGCGGAGUAUGAGGUUGAGUUUGUUGGUGAUGAGUGUGAGGAGACGGUUGUUAAUAUCACGAACCACAGUUACUUCAACAUCGGCGCAGGCCCUACCAUCGACGGCACAAUCGCCCAACUCGCUACGGGCGAUUACCUUCCCCUAGACGCAACAGGAAUUCCAGAAGGCAACAUCGCCACCUUCCCACGCGACGUGACGAAGCCGUUUACGCUUGCUUCGAAGGGCGCUCAUAUCGACGACGUAUUCGUUAUGGAGACCGACCCGGCUAAAAUCCCACUCGACACGCGCGGUUUGCCGCUGCGGCGCCUGGCGCAGUUUAGUAAUGCUGACACGGGGCUGCAUCUGGAAGUUCACAGUACGGAGCCGGCGUUCCAGUUUUAUACGGGGAAGUAUAUUGAUGUUCCUUCUAUUGAUGGGCGGGCGGCGCAUACGGAGGGGGCGGGGUUUUGCGUUGAGCCGAGUCGGUUUGUUAAUGCUGUUAAUGAGCCGGAGUGGAGGGGGAUGGUGCUGCUUAAGAGGGGGGAGGUGUUUGGUUGUACGAAUGUUUAUAAGGCGUGGAAGGAUUAG
Molecule: messenger RNA, 996 nt
Organism: Penicillium manginii
Lineage: Eukaryota; Fungi; Ascomycota; Eurotiomycetes; Eurotiales; Aspergillaceae
Exons: 2
Coding region: 1-996 (331 amino acids)
Biological process (GO): glucose metabolic process; beta-D-galactose catabolic process via UDP-galactose, Leloir pathway
Molecular function (GO): carbohydrate binding; aldose 1-epimerase activity
Source: RefSeq, a predicted model, not a curated record